Molecule: messenger RNA, 938 nt
Organism: Effrenium voratum
Lineage: Eukaryota; Dinophyceae; Suessiales; Symbiodiniaceae
Source: the annotation of a GenBank genome assembly
GGACCCUGGGCUCCAGAAUGGCUACGACACGUACGAUCGGAACUACAACUAGGCGGACGCCUAUCCAGGACAUGGUGUACGUCGACUGGCAAGAGAGAGUGCAAAGCAAAGGAAUUGACAAAACAGAAGAGUUCAAGAUCGAGACGCUGCUCACAUCUGAUGUAGAGGUCGCCUCAUGGUCUGGUCAUGGGCUGCCGACUGACGAGCUCUAUGUUCACAUGCUUAGAGACGUUCAAGUUGAACUUUCAUAUGUCAUUGCUGAAUGGCGUUUGCCAGUGCACCGCAGUGCCGCGGCAUCACGUGUUUUUCCCAGGAACGGCAUCCUGGGCACCAGAUCAGCUCGCUGGCCUUUGUGUGUGGAUCUGCAGAUGCAGAUUGUCACAUGGUUGAAGAGGAAGGAGGAGAAGGCUGGCACGCAGUACUUGACGCACCAGUUGGAGCCCAAUGCCAAGACCAUGGCUCAGGAGUCCACCAUGUACCCGCGCCUUUGUGACAAGAUUGAGGACGGCGGCCUCGGCUUCGUGGAGCCCGCUUGGGCGGUUUGUUCCCCGUCCGCAGGCGCGGUGGAGACAGGCAGGGCGGUCGAUGCGGACAGGCGCAGCGCUUCGCUGAGCGCAUUGAAGGCCGCCUUGGAGGACGGCGUGAAAGGCUUCGACGCUGAGCUGCGCCAGCUUUGGACACGCGUCCUAUCCGAGGUUGCCGCUGUAGCCAAGGCCAUAGAAAAAUCCAAGUUGGAAGCCAUGCUGGCGGAGCGGAAGGGGCACAUUGAGAGCCUGGAGCGCCAGUACACGAUGAAGGCGCGGCGGGGCGCCGAAGCGGCGCUGGUUGCGCAAUUCGCAGCAUCUCAGAAGGAAUCUCGAGACGAGGAGCUGCUGUGCACCCCAAGACCAGCUUUCAAGAAGACAGGUGCGCAAGCGUGUCUGGAAAAGCUUGGGUGA